Molecule: messenger RNA, 1857 nt
Organism: Boeremia exigua
Lineage: Eukaryota; Fungi; Ascomycota; Dothideomycetes; Pleosporales; Didymellaceae
Exons: 1
Coding region: 1-1857 (618 amino acids)
Cellular component (GO): nucleus
Source: RefSeq, a predicted model, not a curated record
AUGCCUAAAACCUGGGCCUCCGUAGUCAGAGAUGCUCAUAAGAUGCCGACGCCAGAUGAGAGGCUCAAGGCACUAGCAGCCUACUACCGGACGCUGUCACCCAAGACUAUCCUUGAAGAAGCUCUAGGGAAGCAGCAGCCAUACCUUCCACGUACGCCUAGAAUCGCCCGUCCACUUGUGGAGCACACGAUCGUGAUCUGUAUGGACACCGAGUCGCAUACUCUCAAUACCGAUCAGAUGACGGAGAUUGGAUUGAACUUCAUUUCCCGCAAGACGGCGAGUGACCUUGGUACACCGGGUCCUCACGGUUGUAGACUUCAGGAAGGGCUGAAGUUCCUGCACUUCCGUGUGGUCGAGCACGCGCACCUGAAGUCCAAUCGUGAGGAUUCGAAGGGACCUCUUGGCAAUCGUUUUGGUCACACGCGCUUCGCGACCUUUGCAGAGCUGCGUAUCAUCUUGCACCACCUUUUCAACCAGAACAUCAAGUCAGAUAGGCCUGAUCUCAAAGGCUGCAAGAGCCCAAUCAUUCUUGUUGGCCAUGCUCUUAGACACGACACUGAGAACACAACCAAGAAGGGUCUCGAGUACAAGAUCGACGAUAAUCUCACCGUCGUCGCCAAAGUUGACACCCAAGCUUUGGCACGAGAGGUUGGCGUCUGGAUACCACAACCUGGCAUGUACACUAACGAGAUUGGUCUGCGUGUGAUGAUUGAGAAGCUGGGAUUCCAGCAUCUGGAUGAUCACACGGCUUGCAACGACGCCGCCCGCACCAUGAUGUGUGCCAUCCAUAUGGUGCUGCCUGACAGCCUUCGCCAGCCGUUCGGCAUCCCCUCAAUGCAGGAAAUUGCCGACCGCAUUGAGGCGUCGAGCAAGACCACGUCGCCGGCGCCCUACGGUACUAUCGAGUGCUGCACCCGCUGCGGCGCUCGCGACCACUCUCUCGCCGCCUGCAAGACCUCCGUGGUGUGUGAAGCAUGUCGCCGCUUUGCUAGGGACUCUGGUUGUGCGUGCAACAUGAGAAGCCACAUUGAGAUGUACUGCCCGCAUGUGGCGCUCUUCAAGGCAUGGGCACGCCGGUAUCGCGAUGCGCGCACAAAAAACAGACUGUUGACGCCAGAGGUCGCAGCGGGCCCUGGCGCCGACGCGCACCCGUGGUCGACGUGGCCUAGAAAGAUCGAAUGGCCGCUGGAUGAACUGGAUAAUGUCCUUGAAGGCCUGGACCUGGUCGAAAAGCACAAGGAGUUCGAGCAGUUGACGGCGGUUGAGGGUAUCUUGAAGGCAGCGCUUGGUGGACUCGCGGUUCCCAAAGAUCCACUGGGAAACAGCAAGUCAACGGUGAAGGCAACCCCUGCCCAUCCGUCAACGAAGGGUGCUUCAAGUGUAGCACGCCCUCCAAAUCCUCCUCGCUCGAAAGCUGCUGCUGCUUCGAAGGCUUACCCCCCUACUACGUCUCGAUCUCGCGCUCACUCUACUUCGAAUGUAGUACAUCCUCCUAAGUCUUCUCGCUCGACAGCUGCUGGCACUUCGAAGCCUCGCGCCAACAAUACUCCUCGAUCUCGCGCCCACACUACUACAAAUGUAGCUCACCCUCCACCAUCGUCUCGCUCGUAUGCCGGCGCUGCUUCCCGGUAUCACGCCCCUGUCACUCCAGCCCAAUCCCCCCAAGCUGCGGCACCAGCCAGGAGGGAGAUAACCAUGUCUGAGGAGCGUGCUCGUCACAAGGCUAAUGGGAAGAAGCACUGUGGGAGGUACGGCGUAGGUGGCCGCAACGAGUGUUUGCGAGGCGCUGCCGCUCACGGUAGUCCCACGGCAGCUUGUGUUCAAUGGUGGGGGGACGAUGAGAAGUGCCGGCCCUGA